GCGGAAAAUCCGUAGAUACACACUCAGCAUUGAAUUAAAGUAAGUUUUUCUCAUUCUACUGUGUAGUUUGGCAGCAUCGUUUAUCCGUAUUUGGGAACCAGCAGUACAUUUCGAUUGGUAUUAAGUUAAAGUUACAAUACUUACAACUUGAAGUUGUCUUGUUACUUACUAAUCUCAGAUAAGACUACUUGUCUACUGCCACUGCUAACUUGGUCAACUUGGUAAAUGUGCAUUUAACAACAUGGUCUUGCCAAGUGUUGUCUCACCCUAAGCACGGUGACGUCAAUUUGGAGAAUCCCAAUAUACAGGACCUGGGGGUGACAGGACCAAGGAUUGGACCUGAAAAAUGAGAAUGAUAACUUUCGUGUUCUUCACUGAGCAAUGCCAUUAUUAUUAUUUAUUAUUCGCGUCAAAAACAUAAGUUAUAAGUCGUCUACAAAUGAUUUAACACCUCCACGCCACAUGGGGUGAAUAUCUGACAGGCCCUCGCCCGCACUGCCUGAUAAUCCAUACAGUUAAAUGAAAUUUCCCAUUGGUUUUUUAUUAAAAUUCAACUUACAAGAUUAAAAAGAAAUAGAGGAACUCAUCCUUGUUGAUUACCCAAAAUGAACACCGGAAAAAAGAUGCGGGCAUGUUUAAAAGUGCAAAUUUUUUAAUGCUUAAAAUAAAGUGAACCAACGAAGUCCCUGUAAUAUAUCCUAUUCAUUUCUAUAAUGAAUAAUAAUGUCGCAAUUUAACAGGACAUUUCAACAUAAUUUCUGGGGAGGGGCUCCCAACGUCUGCCCCUCCUUUAAAUUCAAUACAAAAAUAAAAACGCAAAUUAUUUCUGGGGAGGGGAGACCCCCCUCUGUUGACCCUUCUCUUUCUUUCUAGACAAUAAUUACAAAAUGAGAAUGAGAAGCAAAAAAAAACCAACAAAUAAUUACAGAACUAAAUUUUGAAAUGUUUUGAAGUAUGGCCGUUAGUUGAUCUGGGGAAUCUCCAUGACCUAUAUAACUGUGGAAGUCAUCGCUGGCCCUGCCGUUUACUACUUACUGCAUUUUACUUAGUUACUAUUGGUCUUUUUUAAUAUUUGAAUUACAGCUUAGCCCAAUGUCGGCAAUGUCUAAGCCUAAGUGUCUAAAAUAUUAGCCUAAAUUGCCCUAAUUUAUUAAUAGCAAUAAUACUCUAAUUAGGCCCUAAUUAGAAUAUUAUUGUUUUAAUAUUAACUGUAAUCUACCAAAAAUUUGAAAAUUGUGUUCUGGUUUGAAUAAUUAUUUAAAAGGCACUCUGAUAUCACCUGGAAAACACCAAAAAAACAGUGUAUACUGAUUUCGUUAUCAAAAUGGCUGCCUCCACUUUUUAAUUUACAUAGUCUCGUAUUUAGGAGUUUUUUGCCAUUUAUAGCCCAACAUGCACAUUCUAUUUCCACACAUAUCUGAGAGUAGACAUAUUUUUUUAUCAUUAGACAUUAGUGUCAUUUGACAGUUCAGUUCUGAAAAGAAUUUGAGGUCUUAACUUAAAAAUUGUAGGUAAAGUAAUGCCAACUUAACUCAUUUAUAUUUUUUUGUGGAGGUUAGGACGCGGUUCAUUGGUGAAAAAAGAAAAACCAAAUUUUUGUCACAUGUGUUUCAAAAUUACUUCUUAUCGAUUACUGACUUUUAAAAAAAAAGUAAAUAACUUGAUUUACACUGGAAAUCCAGCUUAUUAACCCAUAUUAACUCAUUUAAAAACAUAUAUAUAUAGGGCCUAUAAGCCUAGAAUAGUAUGUAGUAUUUUAAGUAAAGGCAUAGCCCCCCCCCCCCCCCCCCCCCCACCCUUAUUCAUGCCCCUCACUUUUAAAAAAAAGGCAAACCCCCCCCCCCCCCCCGAACCUAUUAUUUGCAGGGCCCAUUAUUUAUUCUAUGUAAUGUAAUGAUAUUUUAAUGAAUAUUGUGAUUUUUAAGGCAUAAAUCAAAUAAAAAUGUAAACAAAAAUACUCGCUUACCGUUUACCUUUGAUAUUGAAAUAUCCUAUAUUUAAUCACAUAUCACAAUAUUCCACAAGAGAUUUAUUGUAUAAUUCUCAGAAAUCUCCAAGAAAAAGCACACUUUCUGCCACGAUAAUCCAAGAAUUACUUAAGCUAUUACUUAAAGAACAACAUUUCUGCUCUCUGCUAGCGCAGCUGUUAAGGGGGUUUUACACUAGGGUAAAAAAAAUAUAAUAUUUACUUUACAGGGAACAUAGUGAAAUAUGAGAAGAAUUUUUAAUUCAAAUUGUUUAAAUUUUUCUAUUUUAAAAAUUUUGUCUGUUCAAUAAUUUUAAAAAUAGAAAUUUCUCAUCUCGUUUAUGUUUGCAUGAGCCGCCCAUCUGUCCGAGACAAUAAGUGAGCCUGGAAGGAAUUAUCUCUCUAUGCAAUCCUGUAAAGUCAUAGCACAUCUGUCUAGCUUUUAAACAAGAAAACAGCAAAGACUCUCUCUUUCUAUGUCAGUGAAAACCCAGUGGCCCUUUCUCCACUAUCCACUCUGGUGUUUCCUAUUAACAGAGACCAAUAAAAGUAUAACCGUUAAAAUAGCACUUAAAGUCGGAGCAACAUGAUUAACUGGCUAGGAGUACCACUAUUAAGUUUGGUAAAUUUAUGUUAUCCGGGUCUCCUCUUUUUGGGUGUUUGUGCACUACUUUUUUUUUGACAUGGCCGCCACUGACUUAGUCUUAGCAUUCGCAUAUAUUUAUAUUGCUGUAGUCCUAUUAAUCCUAUUAGUCUGCCCUGUGUUAUAUUAAUUUUAAUAUAGACUGGGGCCCAUAAAAGAUCCUUGGCUGGAUUUGGGUUAGAGGUAAGGUAGGCGAUGUGUUCCACUGUGCAUAAUAAAUAUGUCAUGAAAGCUCCCCAAGUUCCACUUCUGGCUAUGGUGCUGUCUUCAAAUGAUUUCGACUUUUGCUUUGUAUUUAUCUGAUACAAGUUUUUUUUUUCUAUUUGGUAGGGCCAAAUAAAAAAUGUAUUUCUUAUAGGCCCAAGUGUUGCCACCCACUUAAAUUUUUUUUUUGUUAUACAUCCUAAUUGACUAUUUUUAAUAUUACCAGUAUUGUAUUCUUACUUUCAGAUUUCAGGAAACAUGUAAUAUUCCAGUUGUUAGAAUCCGGGAGUGACAGAUGGAGCAAAGUGCACCCAGUAAAAUUGAAUAUACAUGUCCCAUAUGUAUGUACCUUCUGAUCGAACCUGUCACCCUACCAUGCAAGCACUCUUUUUGUUUGACGUGCUACAGACAAACUGUGGAGAUCUCCAAUCUGACCUGCCCUAUUUGCAGAAUGCGUAUAUCAGUGUGGGCCAGGAAGGCCUCCAAAAGCAACACCCUGAUUGACCAAGUGAAAUGGCAAUAUAUAAAGGAGGCAUUUCCCCUUGAGGUACAGCAUAGAUUGGAAGGGGAGGACUAUGAUGAUGAGGAAAGUGAUUUUCAAGAGGAUCAUGAAACCCGUAGGUUAAUUUUUAAAACAUUUAAAUUAUAUGCUUUUUUUUUUUGUUUGUUUUUUUAAAAACUCCAACACUGUCUUUUUAUUUGUUAGUUUUUUUUCACUUUGUGUUUUUUUUUUUUUUUUUUUUUUAAAAACUCUAACUUUUUUUUUUUUUUUUUUAUUUUUUUUUUAUUUUUUUUUUUUUUUUUUUUUUUGUUAUUGUUGUAAUGAAAGGCAGCAUCUAUGAUAAUAUUAAUGACUUUAGAUUUAUUAACUUUUCAGAGCUACGAAAUUUUUUUUUUUUUUUUUUUUUUUUUUUUUUUUUUUAUAUUUUCUUUUUUUUUUUUUUUUUUUUUUUUUUUUUUUUUCUUUGUGUUUUUUUUUUUUUUUUGUUAUUGUUGUAAUGAAAGGCAGCAUCUAUGAUAAUAUUAAUGACUUUAGAUUUAUUAACUUUUCAGAGCUACGAAAAUUAAAGGAAAUAUCGAGACCUGGGGAAAUACGACAAGAGUAUGAAGCUGCACUUGAAAAGGUGAAUUGAACUUUGUGGAAGUAGGAUGUGUAUUAUUUCUGUCUGAUAUAUUCAUGUGUGUAUGGAGUUUACAGCCUCAUUUGGAUAAAACCUUGAUCAAUCAUUCAAUGGUCACGUUUGAAUAGAUUAACCCUAAUGUCGAAAUGUGAUACAUGGUUAAGAAAAUGAACUCAGAUUUAUAUAUUUUUUUUUUUUGCUCUCCCCUGAGCAGAAUUCUUCUCUUACUUUCUAUAGUUUCUAAGUAUGAAAAUUCUCAUCUCCUCUAAUGAAUUUUUCAGCUUCAACGUCAGCGAGAGGAAGAGGCAAAACGAGAAGAAGAGGCCAGUGCCGCCCUGAUCCGAGCACUGCAGCAGGAGGCAGAUGAAGAGAUGGUGGAGCGGCUGCGACAGAAAGAAGAACUGGAGAAGAUAGACAAGGAGGCAGCAAUAAGACUUGAACAGGUUUGUUAUUGUAAAGUGUUUAUCUCACACUCAAGAUUGUAGGUACAGCACAUAGCUUUUCAUGCUUCUUGGUACAGUACGUAGCUUGUCAUGAUUGUUUGUGCAGGUCUUAGCUAUAGGUCUCCCUCCAUGUUGGACAGUACGUUGCUCUCCCUGCUUGUUGAUUCAGUGCAUAGCUCUUCAUUCUAUUAAAUUAAUUUUGAAGUGACAAAAGUAUUUGAAACAUCUGUCUGGUAAGCACAACUAUUAAAUGUAUUUACGAAUAUGGAUUUGAAUUUUAUAUUGAAUCGAAGGAUGACAUAUAUUAUUGAUCAGCAUUUCAUUAAAAUCUAUAAAAAAGCAUGCUAAAAUAAAUUCAAUUAAACACAGCCAAGUCUAGAACCUAUUCUGGACGCAUUUUGAAAAAUUCUAAUCUGACCACGUAUCUGUUUUAUUUUGGAUCUUUAGUAUUACUAUUUUUAAAUUUAACUUUUUUUUUUUUUUUUUGAUGUUUACACAACACACAGGUCUCUAUAAGGUCAAGCGUGGAAAAUCGAAGUCCAGUCCCCAAAACAACAUUGAAAAGAGGAUCUAAAAAGGGCAAGAGAAAUCAACCACCAAUCAAAGGAGGAAGUUUCUUAACUUUGAAUACAUUUUUCAACACUGUUCCACAUUCAGCCUUCCUCAAUGAUUCUCUAAGCCCCAAACAAAGAACAAACGGCACUCGAAGUGAUCACGUCUCACGCCUGAUGGAUUUGUCUGCCAGUAUGGGUCAACUUUCAGAAGAUCAAUUGGAUCCUGGCCCCAGUGGCCAGCAAUACCAAAGCAUGAGGGGUAAAGCUGAGAGGAAGACUGCAAAUAAUAAAAUAUUAACAGAGAGCUGUGAGUAUGAUGUCAAGACGCUGGAAAUCUCAGAGUUCGAGGUACAUCAUCGGCUGGGUGAAAGGCGUCAUGUGGUCCCGUCCCAACGUUUGGGUCAUUCCAUGGCCAGUAAUCCUGUGCAAGCUGAAUUCUCACCUUUGGUCAGUCUGACCGCAGCUCAUUCAGACAACCCGCCCGGUGAAGAUAACCAGUUACCACUUUGUGGUCAUCGGAGUAGAAGUUGUGUGAAUAAAAAUAAAACACUGGCAGGUCACACGGUUUCCUGCCAUGGUCAUGACAAAACCAUACUUUGUCAUGGGUUGAGUUCGUGCCAUCAGAAAGAUGAGGUUGAAAAUUUAACAAUGCCGCCUGUAUUAUCUGCUGAGGAAAUGAGUGAAGGAGACACCGAGGUGUAUGGAGAUGGGGAGGUUUCAUUUAAGUUCAAAUCUGUUGAGUCUGAAAGAAAUUUUAGUGAGGAAAGGGAACAGUCGAGUGAACCUGUGAAUGAUGAUGAAUUUAAUCCAGUCGUGGGGUCUUCUGGUGAUUCCAUAAGGUCUUGUGAUCCUGACGAUUGUGAAACCGUGUCAUCUGAUGACGGACAUAUCAAACUGACAUCGUGUCCUGAAAAUGUUGGCAAGAGAAGUGUGCAGCGUGAUGACACGUGUUCGAGUGAUGGGGAUGAAAGCUUGAGGAUUAAAUGGGACAGUGAAAUUUCUUUGAACAUCACAGAGGGAAAUUCCAAUUCAGAGUCUUCUAUGUUUUAUGAAGAUUAUUGUGAGGAUACAUGGGAAAAGAAGGAUGUUGAAGGACUUCCUUCAGGCAAUGUCAAUGGUACUUUAGUCUUUGAGAGCGUCACAGAAACUAAUUGCAGUGGUGGUGGUCAUUUGAGUAAAAAUGUGAAUAAUAACUCCAUGAUUAAGGGCAAUGUGAAGACGGCACCUGUGAAUUCUAAAAAGAGCACUGGCCUAUCAAAGAACACUUGCCAAUCAGUUCUGAAGUGGCUUCACACAGGAGAUAAGAAGGCAUCUGAUCUCAAGUUACCUAGGAAAAGAAAAAGAUUGAGUAGUGGACUGGGGGAGGGCACUAGUAAUUCUAGUGAAUCUCCAGUUAAGGAUGAGAUGACCGUGAGUCUGGAGGAUGUGGAUCAGAGUCACAUGACUCAGGAGCAGUCUGAUCAUUUGGUUGCCCUAAGACUGCAAAAGAUGUAUGAGAAGCUGGAUAAAAGUAAUAUCCGAGUGGAUCGAUUCAAAGGCGCCAAGGAUCAGUAUUCAUUAAGAAAAAAAAGAAAGCUGACCCAGAAAGCCAAGUCCACCUUGUAGCAUUUGGGAUAAUAUAAUUGUAGGAUAUAGGAUAAAGCAAUUGUAGGAGUUACUUUGUUGGACUCAUCUAACUGUUUUAUUGCCCAAGUCUGCCAAUUUUAUUUUUACCUGUGAUGAAUGUCAUGAAUAUUAUGAGCAAACAACAGCCCUGGUCUUUUGUGCCUGUCACUGCACCCUCAACUACAGUCAAGCCUGUACAUGUGCCAGUCACUGCACCCUCAACUACAGUCAAGCCUGUACAUGUGCCAGUCACUGCACCCUCAACUAC
Lymnaea stagnalis (great pond snail) is the source of this 6804-nucleotide messenger RNA. Lineage: Eukaryota; Metazoa; Mollusca; Gastropoda; Lymnaeidae. The record is from the annotation of a GenBank genome assembly.